Messenger RNA from Coffea eugenioides, 2141 nucleotides. RefSeq names its product cysteine-rich receptor-like protein kinase 42. The coding region runs from base 90 to 1982 and encodes 630 amino acids. The record is from RefSeq and is a predicted model, not a curated record. Gene Ontology annotation, molecular function: ATP binding; protein kinase activity. Gene Ontology annotation, biological process: protein phosphorylation. The transcript is spliced from 6 exons. Lineage: Eukaryota; Viridiplantae; Streptophyta; Magnoliopsida; Gentianales; Rubiaceae.
ACUAGUGCAAUUAAUUAAACAUCUUUUAACUGCAAACCAAACUCUUUCUCGACGCCAUAAUCAUCAAGCUAUCCAAGUUCAUCAACUACAUGCAGUUCUCAAGCGCAAAUUCUGUUUAUUUGGCUUCAGGGCUGAUCUUCGUCCUGAAUUUUUUCCCAUUCCUCUCAUUUGCUAAUCCUCAUUUUCACGAAGCUGGCCUGAUUUGUGGCCAGAAUAUAGCACCGAUAAACACCAGCUACAACAUUCCCCGUUCUUCUGAAGUGGUGGAAGAGAUAGAAUCUGAAGUGGGGGACGAGAUAGAAUCUCUUGUGAUUAAUAAUGGUUGGGGCCUUUAUGCAGGGAACAAGACAAACAUAUCCUUCUAUGCCUUAGCCCAAUGUUACCAAGAUAUUGCUCCGGUUGAUUGCUAUUUUUGCUACCUAACGAGUCAAGAUAUUAGAAAUGAUGCUUGCGGCCGUGCAGCAUCAGGUCGAGUUUAUAUGGACGGAUGUUUCCUGCGUUUUGACAACUACAACUUCUUUAAUGAAAGCGUUGAUACGACAAAAGGUAUAUCAAAUUGUAGCAGCCGAUCAGCUGGUGUUUUGAGUGUCGAAGAUGUCGGGAAUUUUGGAAAGAAUGUGGUAAAGUUGAUUGAUAAAGUAACUUCAGUUGCUUUGAAGAAUGGAGGGUUUGCUGUAAAGGGGUUGAAUGGAGUGUUUGGCUUGGCGCAGUGUUGGAAGACUUUAAGCGAUCAAGGGUGUAAAGAAUGUUUAACGAAGGCAAGUCAAAAUGCUAUAGGGUGUUUGCCUAGCCGGGAAGGCCGUGGGAUGGACGCUGGUUGUUAUUUGAGGUAUUCGACUGUGAAAUUCUAUAAUGACCCGCCUAAGACUAUUACCGGACCCUCAACAUGGGGAAAAAGAGUGGCUAUAGGCUCGUCUGUUGUGGCCUUCUCUAUGCUCUCUCUUUUCGCUGCCUAUGCAUUCUACGCAAGAUUCAAAAAAUCCAUUCAAGAACAGAGAAAAUUAGCCCGAAUUUCACAUGCAUACAAGAAGUCAUAUUUGUACUUCAAAUAUGAAAUCUUAGAGAAGGCAACAAACUAUUUCGAUCCCAGAAUGAAAAUAGGCCAAGGAGGAGCUGGUUCCGUAUAUAUAGGAACUCUUCCGGAUGGAAAAGUAAUUGCUGUUAAGAGGUUGUUCUUUAGUACCAGUCGAUGGGUUGAAGAGUUCUUCAAUGAGGUGGAUCUGAUCAAUGGAAUUCAGCACAAAAACCUCGUCAAGUUUUUGGGUUGUAGCAUUGAAGGUCCUGAGAGCUUGCUGGUUUACGAGUUUGUGCCCAACAAGAGCCUCGAUCACUACCUCUUUGAUAAAAACAGAAUUAAGAUUCUAAGUUGGAAGGAGCGAUUCCAAAUUAUAAUUGGAACAGCUGAAGGGAUAGCUUUUCUUCAUGGAGGAGCCGGGAUCAGAAUUGUCCACAGGGACAUAAAAAGCAGCAACGUGCUUCUUGAUGAGGAUUUUUCUCCUAAAGUUGCAGAUUUUGGAUUGGCUCGGCAUUUUGCCGAGGACAAAACUCACCUUAGCACUGAACUUGCAGGGACUUUAGGAUACAUGGCUCCUGAAUACCUUGUCAAAGGACAGCUCACGGAGAAGGCUGAUGUAUUCAGUUUCGGCAUCUUGGUCCUUGAGAUCGUCUGUGGUAGAAAGCAUAAUUAUGCUUCCAAGGAAGACUCUGGCUCACUUCUGCAAACGGUUUGGACUUUUUACCAAGCGGAUAAACUUGAGGAAUUAGUUGAUCCUUGUUUGAAAGGAAAUUUUCCAGCGCUAGAGGCAGGGAAUGUGCUUAAAAUUGGGCUUUUGUGCGGUCAAGCUUCUGCAACUUCAAGACCAUCUAUGGUUGAAGUCGUUCAAAUGCUUACAGUUCCUAAUUGUGCCAUUCCUGAACCAAAUCAACCGCCAUUUCUAAAUUCUAACAGCAGUUUUCCGGCAGCCAAUCCCAGCAGGUCCUGAAGCUUUGAAGUUCUUCCCUUGCUUAGUUAUGUUGUUAAUGUUCAAAUUUCUGGGAUGUCAAAUGGGCUUUGUGAGUUCAACAGACUCAGACAACGUCCAUUCUAAACAGGAAUGUAAAAUCAAGCCAUGUGCUACAAGAAGAGAAAAGAAUUUUCACCU